AUGACUAAAGUAGAUACCCUUGCUACUUGCAUGCCUAACUCUGUUAACAUGAAUGAUGUUCAUUUGCCGUGUGGAAGAGUAGGUUGCAUGCAAUAUGCUAUGAAUAUGAUGUCUGCAUGUUUUACCAUGUUAAAUGCAUCUUUUUCUGCAUCAUCUACUAUGAAUGUGAAUAUGCCUGUAUCUCAUGUUGCCCCUGUGGCAAAGACUACUAGUCCUUCUAAGAAGAAGGAGACUCCUAACUCCAAGUCUAAAGUCAAAAGGGAACUGGUGAGAGGACUGCCGCAGAAAGUAUUUUGUCAAGAAGGACUCUGCGAUGCAUGUGAAAAAGGAAAGUCAAAGAAAGCAUCACACAUAAGCAAAUGCAUGACUGGCAUUGGUUCACCCCUUCAACUGAUUCAUAUGGAUCUGUUUGGACCUGUCAACAUUCCUUCAAUAUUAAGGAAAAGAUAUGCUCUUGUGAUCGUCGAUGACUACUCAAAAUACAUAUGGGUAUUAUUCUUACAUACAAAGGAUGAAGCAGCACAAGUCAUCAUUGAUCAUAUCAAAAAGAUUGAGAAGGAAGCAAACUUGCCAGCAAGGGCAAUUAGGUCAGACAAUGGGACGAUUUUGUAA
Messenger RNA from Daucus carota subsp. sativus, 612 nucleotides. RefSeq lists its product as uncharacterized. Gene Ontology annotation, molecular function: nucleic acid binding. Bases 1 to 612 code for a protein of 203 amino acids. NCBI's taxonomy places the organism in Eukaryota, Viridiplantae, Streptophyta, Magnoliopsida, Apiales, Apiaceae. The transcript is spliced from 2 exons. Gene Ontology annotation, biological process: DNA integration. The record is from RefSeq and is a predicted model, not a curated record.